Molecule: messenger RNA, 3751 nt
Organism: Neopsephotus bourkii (Bourke's parrot)
Lineage: Eukaryota; Metazoa; Chordata; Aves; Psittaciformes; Psittacidae
Product: inverted formin-2-like
Exons: 13
Coding region: 115-1800 (561 amino acids)
Source: RefSeq, a predicted model, not a curated record
UGGUUUCUCAGGAACAAGUGUGACCUUGCUGUUUGAGAAGUUCCAUCUGUAGACUGCUAUAGCAACUUCCAUAGGAGACAUCUAUUUACCCAUUCAGGAGAAAAAUCCCACUGAAUGGCUGAGCAAGAAGGGGAAAAAAGCAACCAGAGCAGGAAAAUGGGACUGGGGCAAGCCGCAGAGAACCUGCUAUCAAGCAUGCAAUGCCCAAAUCACCUCAAAAGAGUGUCUAGAAGGUCUGUUCAAAAGGUAAACAAAUGCAUUCAAGUUUAUGUGGACUUGGAAGAGGAGAACCCCAGUGCAGACCUGAGCCUUUCUCCAACUGGCCUUUCCAGGAAGCUGCAGCUAUGUCCAGGGAACAUGUCACCUUCCCAGCAAGGUGUUUCCUCAUCUUCCCAAGUACAAUCUGCUCUGUCGGCUCUGCUACCACAGCUUCCAGCCCCUCCACCCUUACCCCCUGGAAAUAAAGUGCCUUUUCCACCACUUCUUGUGCCUGGCAUAAAUGCCCCAUCACUCCCACCUCUCCAGCCAUGCAGCAAUCUUGAAUGCAAUCAUCUUACUUGUGGCUGUGGGGGGCAGCCCCACCCUAAGAAAACACCAACAUUGAGGAUGAAGAUGUUUCACUGGCAGAAGCUCCCUUCUGAUGUGGUGAGACAAAGCCGCUCCAUGUGGGCUGUGUUGCCAAGCAGCAGCAAGGAACUUGUAGAGCCUGACUAUGCAAGCUUGGAGCUACUUUUCUCUGUCCCGCCAACAGCACCCAUGGAGAAAAUGAGGCCAAAAAUAAAGAAAAUAAAAGAGAUUACAUUCAUAGGUCCAAAAAAGAGUCUCCUUCUGAGUAUAUUUCUAAAGCAAUUUAAGUGCUCCAAUGAAGAGAUUGCUGCCAUGAUUCAGAAAGGGGACAGUUCCAGGUUGGACACUGAGAUACUGAAGCAGCUACUUAAACUGCUGCCUGAAGACCAUGAGAUAAAUAGCCUGAAGUCUUACAAAGAAGAAAAAACAGAAUUAGCAAAUGCAGAUCAGUUUUAUCUCCAUCUCUUGGAAGUUCCUAGCUAUCAUUUGCGGAUUGAAUGUAUGCUGAUUUGUGAGGAAACAAAAAUUCAGCUGGAGUGUCUGUGGCCAAAAGCACAAGCCAUCAGGGCAGCCUGCGAAACACUUCUUACCAGUCACCGACUGCUGGUUUUUUGCCAAUUGAUUCUUAAAGUUGGAAACUUUCUGAACUAUGGGCAUCACACUGGAGAUGCUGAAGGCUUUAAAAUUAGUGCCUUGCUCAGACUAGCAGAAACAAAAGCAAACCAAAGCCACAUUACUCUGCUUCACUAUAUUUUGGAGGAGAUUGAGAAGAACCACAGAGAUCUGCUGCAGCUUCCCAAAGAUCUUGACUUUGUUUCCAAGGCAGCAGGAAUCCACUUUGAUGCUAUGCGGGCGGAGGCAGGUGCCAAUUUGAAGAAACUGUUGGAAAUAGAGAAGCGUUUAUUUUUGUCGACAGAUGAUGUAAAAAUGCAGCAUGCAAAAUCUGUUCAAGACAGUCUUGAUGCUUCAAAGGACCUGCAGAAGGAAUUUGCCAGCAUUGAAAGGAAAAAAGAAGAACUUGCUGAUUAUCUUUGUGAAGACCGAACAAAAUUGUCUUUAGAAGAUGUUUUUAGGACAAUGAAAACCUUCAGAGAGCUCUUCCUCAAGGCCUUACAGGAAAAUCAAGAAAGAAAGGGACAAGCUGCAAAGUCUGAGAAAAGGAAAAAACAGCUUAAAGAAGAAGAUGCAAAGAGGCCAAAGAGAGAGUAUGGAAGUACAUUUAACGAAAAAUAAUUCUGAUUUUAUCAGCCAGUCUUUUCUUAACUAGGAGGAAUUUAUCUGUUUAGCUGUAGUUGAUCUAAUACAAUGGCAGUGAUUUAGCCAUGGAUGAUGCACUUGCCAUGCAGAUAGUAUAGUAAGACAUAAAUUCUCAAGUGCAUGUGAAUUCUUGGAAAAAAUCAUGAGAGGGACGUUAGAAAAAAACAUCACUUCCAAUGAGCAAGUUCCUACUAUUUUGCUUAGAGGUAGGUGAUACCCUGCUAUAGCUAUGAAUAGCUGUUGGAAGACUUUUUAGGGUGUAGAAAGUUGUAUAUACUUGAACUUCAAGCUGCACUGUGUCACUGCGGUAGGCAAGUUGUGUUACGUGUUACUGUUACCACAACAUUUUCCUUUUUCUGAUUAAAUGUCUUAUUCCUUAAAGUGGUUAUGAGUGUGCUCUAAAAGGGCGACUGUGCUUUGCUGAAGCACAGCUGAUUGACAUAAAUAUAGGAAAGCUUUUGUUGUGCUGGGCCUACCUGGGUAUAAAGCAUUUCCAGUGCUACCAUUGGCAUGUGUAUGUUUUAAAAUUCUGUUUUGGAAAAUACUUUUCAUCCACUUUUCUGGACAAUUUCUGCCAAUAACAUUUGGUUAUGAUUCUUGAUUCUUCAGAGAAUCACUGCAAAAAUGGCAUUAAUAAAUCUGAUUGGAGUUCAAGUAAAUAUUACACUAGAUGCUCACCCUCUGGAAGGCUGCAGUUUCCCUUGUAUCAGAUGUCUUUUAGCUCCUCUUUCACAGUUACUCCUUUUUAUAGUAAGAAAUAUUAUAUAGGAAAAAACUUUUAAAAAUGCAUAAGCUUCACUGAAAACUGACCAAAACAAAGCUUUCAAUAUUGUCUUGACAAUAUGCUGCACUGCAAAUAUAUUUUAUGUACUUUGUAAUCAUAACAUGCUUAAUGUAAGGCUGCAGAUUAGAACAAUAAACCUUCUUGUUGUAAAUACAGAAAAGUAAUUUAGUAUAUGGUAAAAUAAAAUUAUAAAGUGACAUUCAACAGCUGUAAAUAUUGAAGAUGUGCUUCAACCCUGCGAAGAGAAGAAGCAUCAGACCAGAAGAACCUUCCAACAUGCAAUUUAGAGGGAACUGUCAUUAUUUUUGGUCUUUUGUGAGAAGGUGGAUUUAAUUCUUGGCAUAUAAACAUAAACUUGAGAGAGCAUUUACACUGAAUUAUUUUUCCAUACUUAUUUUAGAAAGCUAUGUGUAGCACUGGUGACAAUGAGAAUAAGACAUUUUUUAAAUCUAUUUUGAUCUCCAUCAGGAUGUGGUGACAUAAAUUACAGAGUGUAUCACAUCUGGCAUGGCAAGAUGUUGGAGCACAUCUUAACAUUCUUCAGUUUAUGUAAAACCUUUUUUUUUUCUUUUUAUUUAUCAUGUAUUUAGCAAGUUAAUUAUCUUUUAUAUUAAUUUUCUGAAGGGGGGAAUGAAGAGACAGUAAAUUGGCAAGGACAGACAAAAGAGGUGAAGACAGUAGCACCCAUUGCUGAUGUAUUACUCACAGAUCACAAGGCACGGCUUGCAGCUACUCCUGAAAGACUGUUGAGAACCAAGCUGAGUCAGUUGUUACCAAAAUGUAUGUAAUUCAAAUGUAUGGCAUUGUCACGGAAUCAGUGGUCGCCUUUGGCCAGUAGGCAAUAGGUGUUAGGGAGACCCUUCCAUUGAGGCAUGAUGUUUAGAAAGCACCCCCUUGCUUUCCAGCUGAUAUUAGAGGGGCUGGGUUCAGCUGGAUCCAAUCCUAGUCUCAGACUUGGUUUAUGCCUAAGGAUUGUGUAGUGCUUGCACCUUCUUGUCCAAAUUUGUCCCUCCAACACUGUCACAUUACAAGGGAGGUUUCCUCAAACCCUUUAUAUUUGAGCAGCCUGCCAGUCUUCCAAGAAAGAUGAGAUCCUUGUGUCUGACCAGCCCAUCUGCAUCCCAUUAUGGGGAACGUACUGGA